CAACCCAACUCUAUAUAUGUGUGUUCACUACUCUAUUCUAAAAAGCUAUAACACGUUAUAUGAUAUCACGUGAUAUUCAACACUAAAAAAUUUAUCGACAAAUCCAUUGAUUGAUUGAUUGAAUCAAUCAAUGAAUCGGUAAUUGUUUGACAACAACAACAAUAACAUUACCGAAGACCAGACAACACCCGUCGGGUAUAACAGACACACACACAUCUCGGAUGACACACUAACCAUACCCUACAAUGCAUGAACCGCCUCCCGAACUGCCAAUUGAAUGGCGGCCAGUUGUCGGCGUAGACGACUCGGACAGCAGUGAUUUCACUUAUGUCGGCAAAGCGGACAACUUUAAUGGCCACCAAUUGAUUGCCGAUUUCGAACGCCGAAUUGGCCAAGUCGAUCACAUGUUGGCCAGUGUCCGAUCGGUUAACGAUCAGUAUAUCCGAUUGAAAAACAAUGAACAAAUGUUGAGCAAUAUGGUGGCCAGAUUUCAUGGCCAAUUGGUGGGCUGGGAUUCGGCAUUGGACAAUAUCGAUGACCGACGAAAGUCAUGCGAUCGGCAGGUCAUUGUCCGCCGAUUGGAUGAAUUGACGGCCGCACUGAUCGACGAAAAUGAUAGCGGCCUUAUCAGCGGUGGUGGCGGCGGCGGCAGCGGUGGAGAUGAUAACCGAAAAAUGGUCGACAAUGUGUUUGACGAUUACCGACUACUGUGCGACGCUCGCGCCCAAUGUCUGCUCAAACAAAAUGAUGCCAUAUUUGAGGCCAAUGUUGCCGAACGAGAGGACAAACUUAUGGACAGUAUAGUCACGAAUCAGUUGUUGAGACAAAAGAUCAGUACAAUUGAGUCCCGACAACAAAACUCCAAACAACAACAAAAUCAGCACCCGAUGGUGGCCAGUGUGGCCGCCGCUACCGUCGUCACAGACACUGCCGAUGUUGUCAAAUGUCCCGAUUUAUGGAUUAUCCGGUUAGACCACAAUUAUACGGCCACACUUGCUGUCGACGGCGAUUGGCAAUCGUUUGGCGAUGUCUACCAUCAAUUGGCCGAUUUGGACGGCGCUAUCUAUAAUAAUAAUAAUAAUAAUACCGUCGCCGCUGCCGCCGGCGAUAGUUGUCCGCAAAAAUUUAACAAAACUACUAAUGAUUGUUACCAAUCGUCGUCGUCGUCGAUGAUAAUGAUGACGAAGACGCCGACGACAAACGAUAUGGUCGUCAACGACUUCGAUGGCAACAAUUCGCCAUUCGGUUACAUAAUCGACAACUGUGUCAACGAGGAGGAAGUGGUUACCGAUUUUGGCGGCAACGGCACUACCAUUACUACUACCGAUACUACUACUAGCACUAACACCGCCGCCGGCGCUUUCGUACGCAAAUUAUCUGCAAAUCCGGACAUACAAUGGCUGUAUAACUACCAGUCAAACAAUAGUAGAGUACUACGACACGACUGUCCACAUUGUAAUCGAUAUUUCGAUACCCAUAAAGGAUUGAAUAUACACAAAACAGUGGCUCAUAUGCGACAAGAUAGCCGUUACCGGAUAUUCCCGACAACAACAACACCAUCAUCAUCGCCGAUGACCAUACUGGCCAACCAACUAAUUUAUAACUAACUAACUAAUUAAUUAAGUUAAACAUACUUGUGUUUGGCUC
This is a messenger RNA of Oppia nitens, 1647 nucleotides long. RefSeq lists its product as uncharacterized. NCBI's taxonomy places the organism in Eukaryota, Metazoa, Arthropoda, Arachnida, Sarcoptiformes, Oppiidae. Bases 246 to 1607 code for a protein of 453 amino acids. The transcript is spliced from 2 exons. The record is from RefSeq and is a predicted model, not a curated record.